AUGACGCCCACAUUUCUCAAGAAGAUGGAACCCUUCUUCACCCUUCGAAAUAAGAUCCCAAUCCAGGUUGUUCAGGUCAUUUUGAUCAUUACUGUUAUUGCCCUGUCUGGUGCACGGCUUCUUCUGCCUAACCGACCUCCCGGUCGCUCCGCUACAAUGGGUCUUGGCAUGGGUGCCAAGUCCCUCAUCAUUCUUUCCUACGAGAUCCUCACAGAACACUUCAGUCGUUUCCAUCGCUGGGGCAGCCUCAAGGCUUACUUCAUUCUCAACACCAUGGAGAUUGUCUUCUGGGCAGCUGUCGCUUUCAUGAUGCUCCGUGGUAAUACCAACUUGUGCGUGGGGGCAAGCUGUGCCGUUGGCUGGGUUGUUGUCGUGCUGGCUGGUAUUCUCAGUCCCAUGUACAAAUAUCUCGCAGUCGUUAGCUACCUGGACUGGCGAUUCUUCAAGAAGAACGGGUUCCCCCGUGGUGUGGCCAUGCGAAAGGAUACAGAGGUGUCUCAGCAAUUAUCACAGGAGUCUGGUAACGACCUACGAACAUUGAAGUGA
Messenger RNA from Fusarium sp. VM40, 546 nucleotides. Lineage: Eukaryota; Fungi; Ascomycota; Sordariomycetes; Hypocreales; Nectriaceae. The record is from the annotation of a GenBank genome assembly.